UGACAUAUGCAACAUCAGUGGUAAUGAUAAAGCGAAAUGAAUCCAAACGAAAGCAAGUCCUAAAGAGCUACCAAAUAGAGGGAGGUAUCAAUGAAGAAGACGAGUUUGAAGAGGAUACGUAAUUCACCGGCUUCAAUCCACUCAGAUGAAGAUCGGUUUGAUUUCGGAUUGAUGUGAAGAAGCAAUGAUAAAUUAACACACGAAAUUGUUUUUUAAAUGACAAAAGUAGCUUCACUUAAAUGGCUGUCACUUUUUUCUGACUAAAUCGAAAUGUCAUGAAACUUUAUACAAAGUCUUUUGAAAGUUUGUACUUUAUAAAUGUCAUUUGGAUUCGACAAUGGCACCGCCAUCUGUGUGUUAGUCACACGACUUAUUGAGUGAUGUUAUGUACUCGAUAUAUUUCAACUGUCUACUAAAAGAUGUGGAUUCCGAAUACUUCAUUAUUUUAAUUUUCGGUCAAAUAAAAAAAAACAGAUUAUAAGUGUCCACUCAAUGUUUUUAGUAUUGAGGCAGAUUUAUUGGAUUCGGAAAACGCACCACGAGUUCAUUGAAGACAUAACAAGUAAUCUAUUUAACGUAUCGAGGGCCAUACCUGCCAAGGCUGAUAACAAGUGUAUGGAAAAUUGCAUUAAGCGUUAAUAUUUAUAAAUUAGCCUCAAAUAAGCCUAUUUUGAAUGGGAUAGUGAAUAUUUGUCAAAUAUGGUCGGCUCAAUUCGCAACUUGAACUAAGCAUUUACUUUGUUUUAAAUAAAGGAUAGAUAUAGUGGCCAGACAUCAAAUUUUUAAAAAACAAUUCGAAGAAAAACAGUACAAGUGAAUUAAAACGGAUUGCGUUCAGCUUUGAACAAAAUGGGUUACGAGGUUUUCUAUUUAGUUUUUUGAAUUAUAUCAGAUUUUUUCCAGUUUUUACGAUUUUUUCUAUUAGAUGCGUUCAGAAAUUGUCUAUUUAAUGGUAUAAAAAUGUUGAUAUUGGUAAAAAACGGAGUGACAUGGCUUGCAACUCAAGCCGACGAUAUUUAAAUAAAGUUUUUUUGUUAAUUCAUACAUUAUUAUGUAGUGGAUUGUGAAAAUGUGGAUGGUAUUUCUCCCUUUUGUUUGACCUACUACACCACUGUUUGUUAACAACGCAAUUGUGCUUCUGAAAAGAGGUAUCUGACAAUCGGAUUAACAUAUAUUUUUAUCUUGAGGUAAAAUAAAUAGUUCGUAGUCAAGUUAAUAUUUAAAUAUAUUUCAAUGAAUACGAGGAAUGAAAGUGUCAAAAAUGUUCAACAUUUUCGUCAUUAUUUUGGUGCUAUGUUUCGUAAAUCAAUCCCAAUCCAGUCUAAUUUGGGAUGCCUUUUUGUUGAGUUUAAAAAAUCUCGUGAAAGAAGAAGAUAUAUUGCGAUUAAAUCUAAGUAGAAGUUGUUUUUGGCAAGUAAAAGCUUUAUACCAGCAACCAAACAUAGUUUGGAAGAUGUUUGAUGCAUCUGCUAAAUUUCCUUACUCUGGAAUUCAAGAUACUGGUAGAGUCGAACUGGGAAAUUUCGAACAAUGUUUAGCUAUAGAUUAUAGAAACGAUGAGGUGAAAAUUUUAGGAAAAUACUGCUACGCAGGCUUAGUUAUUCCUGAUUUAACUAAUAUUACAAACACAGAUUUAUUUUAUAAAUUGGCUAUAUGUAUCCCAAAUGGAUGUUCUGCUGAAGAUAUACUUCUAAUUGUUGACCACAUUUUCCCCGGCUUUCCUCCUCUAUUUAUAGACGAAUUUUGUAGUACCAAAGAAAGCGAAUGGGAUACUUCAUUUGGAACUUUAGUUACCAUGUGUAUUUUCCUCAUAAUAAUCUUCCUCUUAGUCGUUAGUACUGUUUACGAUUUUUACUGCCUGAAAUUUGAACAAAAACCAGCACACCCCCUAUUGUUGGCUUUUUCAGUAAUUACCAAUACCAAAAAUAUACUGAAAGUUUCUUUGAAAUCAUCUCCAGAAACCAUACAAAUUUUCAGUGGAAUGAGAAUUAUUAGUGUCACUUGGAUUAUAGCCGCACAUGGGAUGCAAAUUUUUAUGAAACAAGUUAUUCCAGUUAUGAACUGGGAUUGUGGAAAAUCUCUCCUUUAUAAAAGAUAUGCAUCAUACUUGUUGAGUGCUAAUUUAGCAGUAUCAACAUUUUUUUUCAUCAGCGGAUUUUUAGUCAGCUUUCUAUAUUUUAAAAGAAAAGUUGAACAUUGGUUGAUUCAGUUGAAAAAGCUUCCCUUACUAUAUUUACAUCGCUACAUUAGACUUACUGCACCAUUACUGAUGCUUUAUCUGUUUGUUUUAUAUGUAUACAAAUAUCUUGGAAGCGGACCAUUGUGGGAGUCUGGUACUGAAACUCAAAUAGGACAUUGUAGAGAGUACUGGUGGUCCUACUUCUUGUAUUUACAAAAUUACGUAAAUUGCAACGAAAUGUGUUUAGUACAUCUUUGGUAUUUAUCAGCUGAUAUGCAAUUAUUUUUCAUUGCUCCAAUCGUUUUAAUUCCCAUCAGUAUAUUGUUGAAAUCCAAAAAUGGACUGAAGCUAGCAAUGUUUAUAUUGGCUGGUUUGAAUAUUUUUUUUGUAACAGCUUACGUCGGAAUUGCCAUCUUAUUUCCUUCAACAAACGACAGUACACUUUAUACACACAGUAGAGUUCAGGACUAUUUUAUUGGAAUUGCGAUGGGAAUAUUUAUGAGAUUUACGAAAGAUGACUCGUAUUUUAAUAGUAUUAAUACUAAAUUCAUUUCAAAAGGAUUUUUAAACUUGCUUAUAUGGAUUAUCGUGUUAAGUGUGAUGUUUCUUAUAGUUUUAUUUUACGAAGAUGCUGAAAUGUGGUUUAGCUACAAUAACAAAACUAUUUAUAUUGGUUUUGCUAGAUUCACGUGGUGCGUAGGUUUGUGUUGGAUUGUAUAUUCAUGCUACCACGGUUAUGGAGGUAUAGUUAACUGGAUAUUGUGCAGGCCGUUAUUUCAAGUCGGUGCUAAAAUUACAUAUAGCAUGUAUUUGUUACAUAUAUUGGUAUUAGCACAUCAUGGUUUCAGUAACAAAAUGAAAUUUUAUAUGGAUAUUUACGUGGCGUUUUAUUUAUUUUGUGGUUAUUUUAUUAUAUCAGUGAUUUGCGCUUUUCUAUGGUCGUUGGCUUUCGAAUCUCCAAUUCUGACGAUAGAAAAAUAUUUUUUCAAAAACACAAGGCAAACAGGAGUUACGUUCGCCAAUCACGUCAAGCGAACAGAAGAAGCUUAUGCAUAAUUUUUUCAAUAUAAUCAUAAAUUAUUUAUAAAUAUAAAGAGUUUCGUUUGUGAAAAAUAUUUGAUCAUUUCAAGUAAUACAGUGCGAUACAUCAAUUAGCUUCGUAGCAAACAGCUACUUCGGGUAUAGCGCCUAAGUAGGAAACGAUUUGCACCUUAAAGCUUUACUUACCAUGAAUUCUUAUGGCGCAGACACAUAACCAUAAAGUUGUAUAAGGUUAUAUCUCAGUUAUUUUGUCAUUUGAUCAGAAAUAAACGGUGCACCAAUCAGCUGCUAAAUUGUGGAAUUUAUUUUCUUGCGGUUACAAAAUAAUUUAUAUAAAGUUAGAAAAAUAAAUGUAACAAUAAAUACA
Diorhabda carinulata is the source of this 3587-nucleotide messenger RNA. Its product is annotated as nose resistant to fluoxetine protein 6-like. The transcript is spliced from 13 exons. The record is from RefSeq and is a predicted model, not a curated record. Lineage: Eukaryota; Metazoa; Arthropoda; Insecta; Coleoptera; Chrysomelidae. Gene Ontology annotation, molecular function: acyltransferase activity, transferring groups other than amino-acyl groups. Bases 1247 to 3235 code for a protein of 662 amino acids.